GCUAUUUAGGUAUAAAUGCCAGUAUAAAAUUACUAUAAUAAAUAGAUAUUUCAAUCAUAAACCAUCACAUUCAAACUUACAUAUAUAUAUAGUCCAUAAAAUACUUGAUAUUUACCUUUUAAAUCGCUUCCCGCCUAGUAAAUUGAUAUAUUUUAUAUUGAACAUAUUUUGGGUCACUCAGCCAUUUUUGUACACUAUGGUCAACGAAGAGAGAACCCAGUUUGAGUGCGAUGAUGGCAACAUGAUUCUAGUUGCCAGUGACGGCACCGCGAAAGCCGAUAUGCUCCGCACAGAUUGCUCUGCUAAAUCAUGGCUAUUGGUAAUAGACCCGGAAGAUUUAGAUGAUCAGGAGCACCCCACCUUGCAACGGGGUGCAGUCGAGACCAUCAAGAAUCUCGGAUUUAAAUUCGUCAAUAUCGCGUUGUCCGAACGCACUUACGGUCACGCAGAUGUUGUUCAAGACAUUAUUGAAACACUCGAUAACCUGCCCCGACCUACUGUGAUCCAGUGCAAUACCACGCGACGAGCAGGAUCUGUGCUCACGCUCUAUCAUGCAUUCAAGGAUCAGUUAAACUAUGACGAAGUACAGGAGUACGCUAUUAAAAACAAUUUGCUGUACAAAGAUUCACCUGAGCUGGUAGGUUGGGUGAACCGAAAUGCUCCAGCGGCCAAGCCACCACCUGCUUUUAACAUCCCAGAAGAUAUCAUGAAGCAGCGCAAAGCAGAAUUCAUGGAAGAGCAUGGGUCUGAAUACGGUUAUAAGAAUGCCAUUUACAACAUCCGCACCAAGGACUUCAAACGUAUGGGCGAUCAGGUAUAUCUCGACUACACGGGGUCUGGUCAAUACCGAGAGACGCAAGUGGGCAACUGCCUAUUAGAACUGCAGACUACUCUCUUCGGCAACUCACACUCGCACUCUCCAUCGAGUGAAGCCACGGAGCACGAACUAAACGCAGCACGCAAACACGUGCUAGACCACUUCAACGCCGAUGAAAAAGAGUACAGUGUGGUAUUCACAAGUGGUGCCACGGGAGCUUUGAAGAUUGUCGGAGAGUGUUUUCCUUUUACCGAGAAGUCCACGUUUGCAUUCUUGAAUGUCAACCAUAACAGUGUCGUAGGUAUACGCGAGUAUGCGCAUGCCAAGAAAGCGACCAUUAAAGUCAUGACUGAUAAGGAGGUGGAGCGCUGUCUAGAUCAGAAGUGCAAUCACGGUGCUAUCCCUGAAACUCCAACAGAGGACCCGAGUUCUUGGGACCAGUUAAACCUGUCUGAUGAACAUUGUGGAAACGCAUACAUGAACGAGGACCGUAAAACGUACAAUUUAUUUGCAUAUCCACCCGAAGAUAACUUCUGCGGUGUCAAAUAUCCACUGGACUGGAUUGAGAAAAUCGAAAAGGUAGGAAUGUGUGGCAAGCGGGACUGGAAAGUGGUACUGGAUGCCGCCGCCUUCGUUCCGACUCAAAAAUUAGAUCUAGGUUUACAUAAACCAUCGUUUGUCGAUGUUUCUUUCUAUAAAAUGUUUGGCUUCCCCUCUGGUCUCGGUUGCCUUAUCGCUCGCAAUGACACUCUUCCAUUACUACAACGGUCGUACUUCGGUGGAGGCACAGUCAUCCUAGCGACCAUCAAGAAGCAUUUUGUUCAGUUUGCGCGUAAACGUGCCACUCGCUUUGAAGACGGUACACUGAGCUUCCUUUCCAUCGCUGCGCUGAAAUAUGGUUUCGCCGCAUUGCGAGAGCUUGGGAUGGAUAAUAUUGCAGCACAUACACACACGCUCUCGAGACAUUUGUAUAAGCGUUUAAGUCAGCUGAAACACUUCAAUGGACAACCCGUGGUACAAGUCUUUGGCAAAUGGGAAACAGACAACGCCGAGCAAGACCAGGGCCACAUAGUCACAUUCAGUGCAUACAACUACGAUUCGUCCCCGAUAGGCUAUCACACAAUACAAAUGGCUUCUGCCGAGGCCGGCUUUCACGUGCGCACAGGAGCGCAUUGCAAUCCCGGUGGAGUGGACAUGUACCUCAAGAUAGGAGAAGACAAGGUAGAGAAGUUUGCACGUCAGAAGACUUCUUGUGGCGAUGACCUGGAUACUGCUGAGGGCAUGCACUUAGGAACGGUUCGUGUGAGCUGUGGAACGUAUAGCACGUUUGAGGAUGUAGAAAGGUUCUGUUCUUGGUUUGAGGAAGUGUAUGUGGUUCAAUCGGAGCCUGUAGUAGAUUUUAAGAAAAUCAGAAAAUGGAAACAGCUCCACGCUUUGGUAGACGAGGUGCCCGACUUCCAACUGAACAAACUUACCAGCGGAAGCGAGGCGGAAAACUAAAAAGGUAGAUGGAUGGUGCGCUUGCCUACGGUUGGUACAUACACACAAAAAUAACUAUUAAUAAUGGAGGCAUAUGCCGAUAAUGUAUGCUUGGUUAUAGCGGUCGACAAGGGUACCCUAUAAGUGAGAUGAUAAAUCUAUAUGUGAGAAGGGUAAAUAUGGAUAUCUUAUAGGAGGAAGAUGGUAACUAAGUAGCUAUGAUAUAAAUGUAUAUAUAUGUAUAUUACCCCGUAGGGGUUUGGUCGGUCCAAGGGACCGUAUAUCUCUCUUCCGGAGGGAGAGACAUCCAGAGGGAUGGUGGAGGGUGGUGAUCCCCGUAAGAGGAUCUAGGAGAAUCCCUAGGGACCCUGCACGACUCUCAACUUCACGAGUGUCGAGGGUCAUUACUUCACAAGCAAAGAAAUAGACGUUUGAGAACGACAAAUCUACUGAUAAAUGGGAUUAAAAAAAUCUGAGUUGUAAGCAAGCGUAAAAAGGUCUCCUUCACAAUUCGAUAAUACAUAGCGUUCAUCCAGUAUAUAUUUACUUGCGUACACACUUUGUAUUUUUACAUCACUGCUUAAGGGUACAAAUAAAAAGGGAGAAGCUGACAAAAAUAGCG
Molecule: messenger RNA, 2918 nt
Organism: Sphaeroforma arctica JP610
Lineage: Eukaryota; Ichthyosporea; Ichthyophonida
Exons: 9
Coding region: 197-2317 (706 amino acids)
Source: RefSeq, a predicted model, not a curated record